This is a messenger RNA of Pocillopora verrucosa, 3010 nucleotides long. RefSeq lists its product as uncharacterized. NCBI's taxonomy places the organism in Eukaryota, Metazoa, Cnidaria, Anthozoa, Scleractinia, Pocilloporidae. The record is from RefSeq and is a predicted model, not a curated record.
UGUGACUGGGGUAAGGGCAAGAAACGAGUCACAUUUUACAGAAUCUCGUGCUCAUACUAGAUAGUAUUUUGCUAUACUUUGGGAACAAAUUUUUGACGAUCAUUAACCAGUCAAGGUUAACAUGUUCAGAAUGUUCAUACAUGCUUAUGCUCUGUUUGUGAUUUAUGGCUUGCUACAUCCUUCGCACACUGAAGGGCAAGGUGUGAGGAACGACGAUGGUAGUUACACCUUUCCACCUGAAACCAUCCAAGUGACGAAACAUCAGCACAACUUAACAGUUAAGAGCGUUAUGCUACUCUCGAAUGUCACUGUUUCGGUAGACGAGGUGCAGCUAUUUGUUUUCGCAGAAAAAAAUGGCGGUAGUCUCGUUUCACUUCGUCCUAAUUCUGCUGGAGUGUUUGUGGCUAGAGUGAACCCGAAAAUGGUUCGGGACUUCAAAUUGAAGGAGGCUGAUAUCUCAAUGAAAAGUGAGGUCAACGUUACUUAUAUCCCAACCGGCCAGGUGCGAGUUUAUACAGUAUUCAAUCUCCGCCUCUCAAACACGACACUUGGUGGAAAUUCCGUCGUUGUACAUAAACUUGUUGUUGUCGUGACUUCUCACGACAAAAAGAGUACAGAAUACCGACACGAUCAACAUUAUUCUCUGAAUUACACCGAGACACAGACUGGUUUUCCAGGUAACGUUAGCUCAGGAUCAGUCCAUUUUGGGCCAACAAGUCAUCAGAAGGACAAUCAUACGGCUAAAGCUGGUUUUCCAGGUAAUGUUAGUUCAGGAUCAGUCCAUAUUGGGCCAACACGUCAUCAGAAGGACAACCAUAUGGCUAAAGGAGCAGUUAGUUCAAGUAAUCAGGCUGUGCUAAUUGCUGUUCCCACUGUUUCACUAGUUGUUCUAAUCACUAUCUGCAUUGCAUGUGUGGUUUAGAAAGGAAAAAAUAAUCAUGCAAUAGAUGAUGCUGAAAAUCCUAUCAACACAAUGAUGGGCAAGUUAAGUGGACAGGGAUAAUUAACCUUAGUUUCUUAGUUUAACAAUGAAAUGAGAAGUUCCACCUUUCUAUGAAAAGGCAGUUAAUUACUAAAAACUGCAAAAGUUUACUCUGACUAACUUGCCUCCCACCUCUGUGGCCCGGGUUUGAUUCCAGAACCUGGCAGCACAUGCACGUUGAUUGAGUUUGUUGUUGGUUCUCAUCCUCACUCCAAGGGUUUUUCUCCCUCCACAAAAGCCAACAUUCCAAAUUUCAAUUUGACCCAGAAAAAGUGGACAAGAAGUGCCACCACCAUCAAAUGUCAAAAGCUAAAUAAUUUCCCAUUCAUUUUUUCCCCAUUUUAUUUAUCUAUUUAUUUAUUUAAUGGCAAAUUGCAGAGUCCCCAUCCUGUAAACCUGUGAAUAUGAUUCAAAUCUUUAGAAACUACAGUAAGUUAACCCUUUAAACCCGAACAUCACAAUGCACAUUCGCCGUACUGUUCUCUUUACAUUGUUAACUGUGCUUGCAGAUCAGGGGUAAUAUUGAAAGGAGAAAUUAGAUGCUAAUCACUCUUUGGGGUCAAAGGGUUAAUAAUAUUUUGUUUGACUGGUUAAGUGUUGCAAAGCAAUUUUAGCUUUAGAAAGUACAUGCAUGUCAUUGAAUUAGCACUGUGGGCUUGUUCAUCAUCAGCUUAUAUUUUGACAAAUGAAUAAAGGGGUAAGUUUCUUAAGAAAGAGAGAGAGUAUAGAGAGUAUAGCAGGUAACUUAAUGUUAACAACUGAGUUGAAAAUGUAAAUUAGCUACCGUGAAGGGUAAAAAAGCUGACAUUUCGAGUGUUAGCCCUUCAUCAGAGCAAUAUAUAUAUAUUUUGACAGUUGAUUGUCAAAUUCUUUAAACUCAUGUCAAGGUGGAACUUCUUGUUUAAAUUUGUUAUUGGAGAGAAGUGAAGUUAAAAUGACAAGGCUCCAUAUCUCAGGGUUGAUUUUGGGAAAUAUUUCAAUCCAAAUAUGGUACUAUUUAACAAAAUUUUCAUGAUUUUUUGCUACUUGAUCUGGGCUAGCAAUUUUGAUUGGGAGAAAUUAGAUAUAGAGUUAAAUAUGUUUUAAGGCAAGGACUCACUGAAAUGCAGGUCGGAGAAAACACAUUGCAAAUUGUAAUUUGUGACAUGGAUACUUUUGUAACUGUUUAUUCCUGUCAUGGAAUUAAAAGUUGUUCAAAUUCAAACUGGUUUUGAAUUUGGAUUUUGUUGAAUUAUCAUUAUGAUAAAUUAUAGAGAUGUUACAUAAAUGAAAGUUAACUUAAACUUUGAGAGCAGAUCAACCCAUUGUCAUUUGUAGUAAUGACUUGAUAAUCAGUGAGUAGACUCAUCCUUACCACCAUAUUGAUUAUUUAUUAGGUAAAGCUAAGGGUUACUUUCAUUUAAAACCACAAGUAUAAUUUCAGACCACAAUUUGAACAGCACUAAGUUCAAUAACCACUUUAUUACAUCUAUUUUGAAAUUGGGACAUUCAGUUACUCAGAACAAGUUUUUUAGCCUGUACAGAUGUGUUAGUGACCCAGUUGUAUUUUCCUGCAAUUCAAGUGAUUCUUUAAACAAAGGUUGAAAUUUGAUUGGUCGCUGUGCUUUAGUAAAGCUGUCUGCCAUGGGCUGGGAAAAAAGAUGCCAUCUAGAGCACAAAAUGGUGCAAUUUGUGAAUUAGCAACACCAGUGAGAGCCAAUCAGAUUUCAACAAACACAAGUGAUUUUGAAAUGGAUGUAAUAAUUCAAAUAAAUGCUGUAACAGUUUCAGAAUGAUUUAAUUAUGGUCAGUGGUGAAUAAUUGAACUACUUUUAAUUAUUUAUUGUCAUGUAAAAUACUCAAUUGUUAAUUCCCAUUGUUGCAAGGUAACUAUGAAAAAAUUGCUUAAAUUGAAAGAGAUAUUUUCAAACUUUUUACAAAGGAUAGUUUAUUUUUAAGGAAGAGUAAGAUAAAAUGAAAAGGGGAAAUUAUUUUGUGUAAUGAAGUCCUUACACCGCGAUAUUGAUAAUAAAAGUUAUAUGAUAAUCA